This is a messenger RNA of Pelobates fuscus (common spadefoot toad), 2492 nucleotides long. Its product is annotated as oocyte zinc finger protein XlCOF6-like. Gene Ontology annotation, cellular component: nucleus. Gene Ontology annotation, molecular function: RNA polymerase II cis-regulatory region sequence-specific DNA binding; DNA-binding transcription factor activity, RNA polymerase II-specific. Lineage: Eukaryota; Metazoa; Chordata; Amphibia; Anura; Pelobatidae. The transcript has a single exon. The coding region runs from base 3 to 2492 and encodes 829 amino acids. The record is from RefSeq and is a predicted model, not a curated record. Gene Ontology annotation, biological process: regulation of transcription by RNA polymerase II.
AUAUGUUCUUAAAGGAGAUGGUAAACAUGAACCCAAAACCAUUCUUGUGUUCUGUAUGUGAAAAAUGCUUUCGCUUUCACUCAGUUCUUGUUACACAUCAGAGAUCUCACACGGGAGAGAAUCCUUUCUCAUGUUCUGAAUGUGGAAAAUGUUUAUCCGCUAAAUCACUUCUUGUUCAGCAUCAGAGAACUCACACGAGAGAGAAACCUUUCUCAUGUUCUGAAUGUGGAAAAUGUUUUUCCACUAAAUCACGUCUUGUUCAGCAUCAGAGAACUCACACAGGAGAGAAACCGUUCUCAUGUUCUGAAUGUGGGAAAUGUUUUUUAACUAAAUAUUAUCUUGUUCAGCAUCAGAGAACUCACACGGGAGAGAAACCUUUUUCAUGUUCUGAAUGUGGAAAAUGUUUUUCCAUUAAAUCAAAUCUUGUUCAGCAUCAGAGAACUCACACAGGAGAGAAAUGGUCUCCAUGUUCUGAAUGUGGAAAAUGUUUUUUCACUAAAUCACGUCUUGUUAUGCAUCAAAGAACUCACACAGGAGAGAAACCUUUCUCAUGUUCUGAAUGUGGGAAAUGUUUUUCCACUAAAUCAGAGCUUGUUCUGCAUCAGAGAACUCAUACGGGAGAGAAACCUUUCUCAUGUUCUGAGUGUGGAAAAUGUUUUUACACUAAAUCAUAUCUUGUCCGGCAUCAGAGAACUCACACAGGAGAGAAACCUUUCUCAUGUUCUGAAUGUGGGAAAUGUUUUUCCACUAAAUCAAAGCUUGUUCAGCAUCAGAGAACUCACACGGGAGAGAAAUGGUCUUCAUGUUCUGAAUGUGGAAAAUGUUUUUUCACUAAAUCACGUCUUGUUAAGCAUCAGAGAACUCACACAGGAGAGAAACCUUUCUCAUGUUCUGAAUGUGGAAAAUGUUUUUCCACUAAAUCAAAUCUUGUUCAGCAUCAGAGAACUCAUACAGGAGAGAAACCUUUCUUAUGUUCUGAAUGUGGGAAAUGUUUUUUAACUAAAUAUUAUCUUGUUAAGCAUCAGAGAACUCAUACAGGUGAGAAACUUGUCUCAUGUUCUGAAUGUGGGAAAUGUUUUUCCACUAAAUCAGAGCUUGUUCAGCAUCAGAGAACUCACACGGGAGAGAAACCUUUCUCAUGUUCUGAAUGUGGAAAAUGUUUAUCCACUAAAUCACGUCUUGUUUGGCAUCAGAGAACUCACACAGGAGAGAAACCUUUCUCAUGUUCUGAAUGUGGAAAAUGUUUUUCCACUAAAUCAAAUCUUGUUCAGCAUCAGAGAACUCAUACAGGAGAGAAACCUUUCUUAUGUUCUGAAUGUGGGAAAUGUUUUUUAACUAAAUAUUAUCUUGUUAAGCAUCAGAGAACUCAUACAGGUGAGAAACUUGUCUCAUGUUCUGAAUGUGGGAAAUGUUUUUCCACUAAAUCAGAGCUUGUUCAGCAUCAGAGAACUCACACAGGAGAGAAACCUUUUUCAUGUUCUGAAUGUGGGAAAUGUUUAUCUACUAAAUCACAUCUUGUCCAGCAUCAGAGAAUUCACAUGGGAGAGAAACCGUUCUCAUGUUCUGAAUGUGGGAAAUGUUUUUCCACUAAAUCAUGUCUUGUUAAGCAUCAGAGAUCUCACACCGGAGAGAAACCUUUCUCAUGUUCUGAAUGUGAAAAAUGUUUUUACACUAAAUCAUAUCUUGUCCGGCAUCAGAGAACUCACACAGGAGAGAAACCUUUCUCAUGUUCUGAAUGUGCUAAAUGUUUUUCCACUAAAUCAAAUCUUGUUCAGCAUCAGAGAACUCAUACAGGAGAGAAACCUUUUUCAUGUUCUGAAUGUGGGAAAUGUGUAUCCACUAAAUCAAAGUUUGUUCAGCAUCAGAGAACUCACACAGGAGAGAAACCUUUUUCAUGUUCUGAAUGUGGGAAAUGUGUAUCCACUGAAUCAGAACUUGUUCACCAUCAGAGAACUCACACAGGAGAGAAACCUUUCUCAUGUUUUGAAUGUGGAAAAUGUUUUUACACUAAAUCAUAUCUUGUCCGGCAUCAGAGAACUCACACAGGAGAGAAACCUUUCUCAUGUUCUGAAUGUGGAAAAUGUUUUUACACUAAAUCACAUCUUGUCCGGCAUCAGAGAACUCACACAGGAGUGAAACCUUUCUCAUGUUCUGAAUGUGGAAAAUGUUUUUCCACUAAAUCAAAUCUUGUUCAACAUCAGAGAACUCACACAGGAGAGAAACCUUUCUCAUGUUCUGAAUGUGGAAAAUGUUUUUCCACUAAAUCAAAUCUUGUUCAACAUCAGAGAACUCACACAGGAGAGAAACCUUUCUCAUGUUCUGAAUGUGGGAAAUGUUUUUCCACUAAAUCAGAUCUUGUUCAGCAUCAGAGAACUCACACGGGAGAGAAACGUUUCUCAUGUUCUGAAUGUGGAAAAUGUUUUUCCACUAAAUCACGUCUUGUUCAGCAUCAGAGAACUCACACAGGAGAGAAACCUUUCUCAUGUUCUUGA